GCAUUAAAGUCCAGGGAAGACUGUGUCCCACAGAUAUUUAGAAAUCAGGGAGAAACAGAGAGAGGGUGGGGAUAUGUAAUAUGAGGGUGUGGUGAGUGAGUUGGCCUUGGCAAGAAGCGCAAGCCAAACAGAAAAUACAGAGAGAAAGAAAAGAAAAGAAAAGGAAAUGGAAUUCAAAGGGAGAGAAAGUUGGGAAGAGAAUGGGAAAUUAGAGGAAGAGAACGGAAGCAGCAGCUCGGAAAUUGAAACUGGAACGGAAACGGAGAGCGAUGAGAUUGAGAGGAGUAAAGUUGGGAUAAUGAGAGCCUUCGUGGAAGCCCAAGAUCCCUCUUGCAAGGAAGAGGAUGAUUUGAUGAUCCGGAGAUUUCUUAGGGCUCGUGAUCAGGACAUUGAGAAAGCUUCGGCCCUAUUUCUAAAGUACCUAAGCUGGAGGCGAUCUUUUGUGCCCAACGGCUCCAUCUCUCCCUCAGAAAUUCCGGAUGAACUUUCUCAUAACAAGUUGUUUAUGCAAGGUGUUGAUAAGACCGGACGUCCCAUUGUCGUUGUUUUCGGUGCCAGGCAUAAGGCAGCCAAACUUGACGACUUCAAACGUUUUGUAGUAUUCUGUCUUGACAAAAUAUGUUCCGGAAUGCCAAGAGGACAGGAAAAGUUUGUGUCCAUAGCAGAUCUUCAAGGAUGGGGAUAUUCGAAUAGCGAUGUUCGGGGAUACCUAGCAGCUUUACAUAUUUUGCAGGAUUGCUUCCCAGAAAGGCUCGGCAAGUUAUUUAUUGUCCAUGCUCCCUACGUCUUCAUGACGGCUUGGAAGAUGGUGUACCCAUUUAUUGACAAAAAAACCAAAAAGAAGAUAAUAUUUCUGGAGAAGAAAAAGAUGAAGUCUGCUCUGCUUGAUGACAUUGACGAGAGCCAGCUCCCUGAUAUAUACGGCGGCAAAAUGCCAUUGGUUCCUAUACAAGACUGCUAGCUUCUCGACUCCGUGUCAAGUCAUGAGAAGUUCUAUAUUUCCGUCCUAGUAGAUUUAACAUUAUAACAAUGACAUAGCAUAAUACAAUUGUAUUCUUAUUAUUAUUUUAGUCAACAUGGUAUUAUUUAUUGGCCCUACGCCAUUGUAAGGGCAUUAGUAUUUUACACAACAAUUUGAGAUACAUACAUGUACGCCUGUGUACUUUUGCUUGGCCUCCGCAGUUGAAUAAAUCCCUCUGUCUCAAGCACAUUAUAAACAAA
Molecule: messenger RNA, 1221 nt
Organism: Ziziphus jujuba (common jujube)
Lineage: Eukaryota; Viridiplantae; Streptophyta; Magnoliopsida; Rosales; Rhamnaceae
Exons: 6
Coding region: 167-961 (264 amino acids)
Source: RefSeq, a predicted model, not a curated record